This is a messenger RNA of Orbicella faveolata, 449 nucleotides long. RefSeq names its product small ribosomal subunit protein uS8. Gene Ontology annotation, cellular component: ribosome. NCBI's taxonomy places the organism in Eukaryota, Metazoa, Cnidaria, Anthozoa, Scleractinia, Merulinidae. Gene Ontology annotation, molecular function: structural constituent of ribosome. The record is from RefSeq and is a predicted model, not a curated record. Gene Ontology annotation, biological process: translation.
UCGCGAUCGCGAAUUUCCACCAGGGUUCAACAUGGUGCGAAUUAAUGUUUUGAGCGACGCUCUCAACUCCAUAUGUAAUGCUGAAAGACGUGGAAAGCGGCAGGUUCUUCUGCGACCUUCCUCGAAGGUUAUAAUAAAGUUUCUGACCGUAAUGAUGAAACACGGUUAUAUCGGCGAAUUUGAGAUUGUUGAUGACCACAGGGCAGGCAAAAUUGUUGUGAAUCUUACAGGAAGGCUAAACAAGGCUGGUGUUUUGAUGCCUUGAAUGCCUUUACUGUUAAAAACCAAAUCCAUUAAAAAUGAUAUUUUGGUUUGCAGCUACCUUGUCAUCUCAACGUCUAGUGGCAUUAUGGACCAUGAAGAAGCCAGAAGAAAGCACACUGGUGGAAAACUCCUAGGGUUUUUCUACUAACCGAGAUUAUUAUAAAUAAACAGACUGUUUCUGUGUA